Chlorella variabilis is the source of this 3049-nucleotide messenger RNA. RefSeq lists its product as hypothetical. NCBI's taxonomy places the organism in Eukaryota, Viridiplantae, Chlorophyta, Trebouxiophyceae, Chlorellales, Chlorellaceae. The transcript is spliced from 7 exons. Gene Ontology annotation, biological process: 7-methylguanosine mRNA capping; dephosphorylation. Gene Ontology annotation, molecular function: protein tyrosine/serine/threonine phosphatase activity; mRNA guanylyltransferase activity. Bases 154 to 2709 code for a protein of 851 amino acids. The record is from RefSeq and is a predicted model, not a curated record.
AGAGGCGCAGGGCUGCUCGCCAGCCCCCUCCCGCCCGGUUUCCUGCCCUCUCAGGCCUCCGAAACGGGCGCGCCUCCCACCGCCUUGAAGUGAUGGAGCGAUCUCAAGCGUGCUAGCUGCUGUCGCCUGCAGAGCUCCAGCAGUCGCAUCAAAAUGGCGGCCACGAUAGAGGGGCAGCUAUCCCGCGCCCGGCUGGUGGGAUUCAACCCCGGGUCGGAGGCGGAGCCCCUAGACUGCAGCAUGGAGCAGGCGGCGGAGGGCAACCCCGCCGCGGCAGCGGGGGCGGAAGAGGAGGACACGACGCCCUCUGUGCUCAACAAGCUCCAGAAAUGGGCCAACUACGAGGCCACGGGCAGGCCCGUGUGGCCCACCCACUUCAUCCCCAUGAAGACGCCCAUGAGCCGGGAGAUACUGGACAACUGGAGCCUGGCCGAGGCGCCCAAGCACGCGCUGACGGUGCCGCUGCUGCUGGCGCAGCAGGAGGCGGCGGGGCGGGAUGUGGGGCUCGUCAUCGACCUCGCCAACCACGACUGCCUGUAUUCGGACGACAUGCUGGAUAGUCUGGAGUAUGAGCACGUGCAGCUGAUUGCCAAGGUGCUGCCGUCGCGGGAGGCCAUCAACGAGGUGGAGCGCAUCGCCAAGAGCUUCUGGAGGGAGCACCCGGAGAAGUUCAUCGCCAUCCACUGCGCCUAUGGCUUCAACCGCACCGGCUUCGUGGUCUGCUCCUACCUGUGCCAGGCCUGUGGGCUGAGCGUGGACCAGGCGCUGGAGAGCUUUGCGGCGGCGCGGCCUCCCGGCGUGAAGCACGACAAGUUCAUUCGGGAGCUGUACGCGCGGUACGGCAGCGCCGCACCCAGCCUGGCCGCCACCCCGGAGACCAGCAGCGUGCUGGGCGGUUCGCCGCCGGCCUGCCCCGCGGUGGAUGCCCUGGCCGCGGAGGCGGAGCUGCUUCGGCAGCAGGGCGCCGCCAAGGCCGCAGCUCUGGCCGCCGACGGCGCCGCCGGCGCCGCCGCGAUGCUCCCCGCUGCCGGCGCGACUGCGGCGGCGCCUGGCCCCGGCGCGGGGCGGCAGCAGGAGGAGGACCACGCGUUUGAGGAUGCCGCGGACAUGGUGCGGCGCCGCUCGCACCGCCGCCGCAGCCUGUCGCGCAGGAGCAGCGGCGGGGAGGGCACGCUAGCGGGCACCUCCCCCGCCGCCUCCACGCCCAGCCGCGGCGGCUCCGCGGCCAGCAGCCGCAACCCCAGCCGUCACGGCGGCAGCCUGGCCGAGAUGGCAGUCGCGGGCGAGGCGGAGGCCGGGGAGGGUGCUGAGGAUGCGUCGGUGGCGACGUCCGCGGGCGUGGGGUUCACGGCCAGCCGCAAGCUGCUGCUGCGCAAGGCCUCUCGCGGCGGGGGGCUGUCGCAGGCGCUGGCGGGCAGCCCGCGGCGACCCUCGGGCGGCUCGCCGCAUAGCUCCGGCUCGCUGGCGGCGGGCGGCACGAGCCCCGUGAGCGGCAUCCGCACCGGCACCUCCAGCAUGAGCGACUUUGCGGCGGCCGCGGUGCACCUGGAGGGCGCCGUGGCCGGCAGCAUGCGGCGGACGACCAGCCUGGGGCUGGCCAAGGCGCUGAGCGAGGACUUUUUGCAGAACAAUGGCACGCCCAGCCCCGUGGCCCCCAUCUCAGCGGCGGCGGACUGGGACGAGGAGCGGCUAGCAGCCCUGGGCAUGCCGCAGCCGGCAGGCAGGCCCGCAUCAUCGGAAACCGUGCAGCAGCAGCAGCAGCCGCAGCCGGCGCCGCCGCCACCGCAGCAGCAGCAGCAGCAAGGAGCAGCAGAGGGCCCCACGGCCGCCGCCGCAGAGCCUGUCGGGAACGGCAGCUGCACGGCCGACGCAGACGCGACAGCUGUGGUGGACAUGUAUUGCCGCAGCAGCAGCAGCGGCUGCGAGGGGGGCUGUGCAUCUGGCAGGCCAGCGGAAUCGGGCGCCGGCACGCUGGGCAGCUCGCCGUCGCGGCGAGGAGGCAUCCCGCUGCCGGCGCUGCGUGCGGGGCCGUCGCACCAGGGCAUGCCGCAGCAGCCCUCGCAGCAGCCCUCGCAGCAGCAGCAGCAGCAGCAGCCGGGCACGCCCGCCACGCCCGCCAGCAGCACGGCGACGCCGUCGGCGCUGAGCGGCAGCCAGCCGCGCCAGGGCUUCCAGCGCUCCGUCAGCAUCGACAGCGACAACCCCAGCCUGGGCUUUGGCAUGCGCGAGGCGUUGCACCACCUCAGGCUGGGCGGCGCUGCCGGCGUGGCGACUGCGCGGGGCCCGCAGGCGCUGGCCGACUUGUUUCGGGAGGAGAGCCAGGCGGAGCUGGCUGCCCUGGAUGUGGAUGACCACCUGCAGGCGCUGGAGCAGGCUGCCUCUGAAGGCUUGGAGUCGCCCGCCGCCGCGGUGCCGCUGCCGCGCGUGCCGGAGGCGGCGGAUGGCGAGGCGCGGCCCCGGGGCCGCCAGCCGCCGCCGCUGCAGCUCGGGCCGCCCGCGCAUGCUGGCGCCGGCGGUAGCUAUGACCCGGCAGCAGCGGCGGCACCGCCUGCGCCUGGAGCAGCGGCCCAGCAGCAGCGGCAGCGGGAGCAGCAAUGCCCGGCGCAAGCCGCGUGCGCUGCCUCGCGCCCAGGCCAGCAGCCACGCAAGGCAGAGGCUGAGCAGCAGGCUGGCCCUGCUGGCGGCCACGGCAAGUGCGUGGUCAUGUGAAGCUGCGCGCCCUGCGGGCCCUCUUUUCCCUGCCAUGCUGGCGCUAGAAUUGACUUGAGGAGUGCCCGUCUUCAUUUUUGCUGCGGUGGCGGCUGGGCGGCCGACUCUUUUGUGCAGCAUAGGACCCCAGCCCCUUCCACAUCUGUCCCCCCUUUCAUGCAUUGUACCUCUGUCCACCUGCCGCUCCUAUGGAGCCUUUUGAUACUGCCACUCGCUCCUCGCUUGCUCCUCGGGCAGGCCCAGCUGCGCCCGCCCACCUCCCGGCGCCAGCACGCAAUAACCUCCUCUUGCAGUUUUGCUCUCAAACUUCCCUCUGCGCAAUGUGAUUCAACAACAAGCC